This is a messenger RNA of Colossoma macropomum (tambaqui), 940 nucleotides long. RefSeq names its product RAB38a, member RAS oncogene family (gene rab38a). Gene Ontology annotation, biological process: vesicle-mediated transport. Gene Ontology annotation, cellular component: Golgi apparatus; trans-Golgi network; vesicle. The coding region runs from base 271 to 927 and encodes 218 amino acids. Gene Ontology annotation, molecular function: GTPase activity; GTP binding. Lineage: Eukaryota; Metazoa; Chordata; Actinopteri; Characiformes; Serrasalmidae. The transcript is spliced from 3 exons. The record is from RefSeq and is a predicted model, not a curated record.
GCACCACGGCGGUAUUCAGCAGCGUCCACCAGCGUCCAGCGGCAUCUAUCAGCAUUCACCAGACUCCAUCAGUGUACAGCCGUGCCAAGCAGCGUCCACCAGCAUCUACCAGUGCCUGGCAGCGUCCACCAGCGUCAAUCAGCUUCUAUCAGCGUCCAGCAGCAUCUAACUUUGUCCACCACCAUCCACCAGCAUCUGACAGUGUCCACCAAAAUCAGUCAGCAUCUGUCAGUGGCAACCAGCGUCUGUCAGUGUCCAGCAGUGUCCAUCAUGCACCAAAAACACCAACACCACCAGCAGCCACAGCAGAAAGAACACUUGUAUAAAAUCCUGGUAAUUGGUGACCUUGGGGUGGGAAAGAGCAGCAUCAUCAAACGCUAUGUCCACCACAACUUCUCCCCGAACUACAGAGCCACGAUUGGAGUGGACUUUGCCCUCAAGGUGCUAAACCUGGAGCAGGAGACCAUCCGACUCCAGCUGUGGGACAUUGCAGGUCAGGAACGUUUCGGGAACAUGACCCGCGUAUAUUACCGCGAGGCCAUGGGUGCCUUCAUCGUGUUUGACGUGACGCGUCCGUCCACUUUUGAGGCGGUGACGAAGUGGAAGGAGGACUUGGACGCUAAGCUCAGCCAGUCCAGCGGGAAGCAGGUGGCCGCCGUGCUCCUCGCCAACAAGUGUGACCAGGGCAGGGAUGUUCUCACCAAUAACGCCAUCAAGAUGGAACAGUUCUGCCAGGAGAACGGGUUCCUCGGUUGGUUCGAAACAUCUGCAAAGGAGAACAUUAAUAUAGAUGAAGCUGCUAACUGUUUGGUGAAACACAUCCUUGCUAAUGAGAAUGAUCUGAUUCACACUGAGAUUCAGGACAUCGUUUCACCCAAACUGGAAUCAGGACGAGGGUCUUCAUGCUCCGGCUGCUUCAGGUCCUAGAGACCCCCAAAAG